CUUUUAACGAACAUAUCUGAUCAUAAUCUAGUCACCAAAUAUCAAUUAAGCUCAAAUUAUAAACAAAUUUCAAGAAAUUUUUACAUUUGUCUCUUAAACAAGAUGGCAGAAAAUGUAGAUAGUCAUUCAGAAACUCAGUCCACCGUCCUUCCAAAGUCGAAUUUUAAUUUAGAGGAAAAAUUAUGUGAAGCUGCCAAAAAAAAUGAUCUGAAUAAAGCGCGUCGUAUUCUCGCGGAACGACUAGAUCCCAACUUUCUUAACUGCUUUGGCCUCUCCCCCCUACACAUAGCUUGCCAAUAUGGGAACUAUGAGGUCGCUAAACUCUUAAUAAGCAACAAAGCGGAAGUUGAUCUGGCCAAUGCCAUCGGUGUCACUCCAUUGCAUCUGGCUGCCAAGAGCAAUCAUCUGAAGUGUGUUCAGUUAUUGUUACUUUGUGGAGCAAAUCCAUUUAAGCAAACGUGGUCCCAAUGUAGAGCCAAGGAGUUUUCGCCCAAAGGAGGUCGUCUACAUCAUGUUCUAGAACAAUCGGAACAAGGAAUUUUGCCUAAUUCUGCCAGUGUCUUUGGAUUAAAUGUUGAACCCAUUGUACCAAAGUUCUCAAUUCCUAAGAUAACGCAGGGAUUGGAGAAGAAGAAGGGCAAAGCAACCAAAGAUUUACCAUUAAAAAGUAGCAAAAGGAAGUAG
Messenger RNA from Rodentolepis nana, 684 nucleotides. The record is from the annotation of a GenBank genome assembly. Lineage: Eukaryota; Metazoa; Platyhelminthes; Cestoda; Cyclophyllidea; Hymenolepididae.